CAAAGGUAUAACUCUCUCUCUCUCUCUCUCUCUAGAAAUUUCAUUCCUGUCUUCUCAACUUUCACCUAAAUCCUUCAAUCGUAUUUGAUUUGAGAUCAGACAUGGCAACAGAGCCCAAGGCAGCUACGGAAGAGGCUAAAAUCGAUCUCUUUGAAGACGAUGACGAGUUCGAAGAGUUUGAGAUCAAUCAAGAAUGGGAGGAUAAGGAGGAAGGAAAGGAAGUGACCCAACAGUGGGAAGAUGAUUGGGACGAUGAUGAUGUUAAUGAUGAUUUCUCUCUGCAGCUCAGAAGGGAACUUGAGAACAACCAGGACAAAAAGUGAGACUUGAUUACCUGACCCGAAAAAUUCUAUCCUACCACAUAGUUAUUUUGAUGUUCACCCAUCUAGUUUGCUUAGACAUCAGAUGUACUGAUUUUGGGCCCUUUGGAUCAAUGAAUUGUAUGAAAUGUUGAACCCUUUCUCUUCAAAAUAUAUUACUAGGUGAAAUGCGGCACUUUCCAUGCUGCCAUACAUUUAAAAAA
Molecule: messenger RNA, 523 nt
Organism: Morus notabilis
Lineage: Eukaryota; Viridiplantae; Streptophyta; Magnoliopsida; Rosales; Moraceae
Product: protein DELETION OF SUV3 SUPPRESSOR 1(I)
Exons: 3
Coding region: 102-323 (73 amino acids)
Biological process (GO): proteasome assembly; double-strand break repair via homologous recombination; mRNA export from nucleus
Cellular component (GO): proteasome regulatory particle, lid subcomplex; proteasome complex
Source: RefSeq, a predicted model, not a curated record